AUGCCCGACGAUAUCCGAUCUUUAGAGUUGGCCAGGAUGGAGAUAAUAUUUGUUGCAUUCGUGGUGUUUGUGCUCGUCUUACUUCUCGCCAUCUUCAUCCUAUUAGGUGCCAGCUUUAGGACUCCACGAGAAGCUCAGGAUACAGAGAACGGGCAACGUCAGACCCCUUGGACUGCAUCGUACCCGACAGACCAAGGUGACGGAGCGUAUUACGACAACGAAACUUCAUUCAUCAAGAGUGUACGAAGACGAAGCCAUUCUUUGGCAGAGGAACUCCGACUAGAGCUGGUUAAUCUCAGACGCAACCUGUCUUUGUUAACGAUCCCAUCCAGAAGCCGGACAGGAUACGCAGACACAGAUGACACACGAAGGCUAAGCAUCGACCAGUUACUGAGUAGUUUCCCUUCGACCAGCUCGGAAUUGGUUACAGAUUAUGAGAGCUGUUACGACUACUUGGAAUCUCCAGUGUCCGCAACAGGUAGGGAAGAAGAUGCCACUGGGACACAGAGAAGACUGGUUCAAUCAACGGGAAAUACAAUGAGAUAUGACGGAGUCCAGCAGUGGGACGAUCCCCUGCCGUGA
Messenger RNA from Fusarium pseudograminearum CS3096, 582 nucleotides. RefSeq lists its product as uncharacterized. Lineage: Eukaryota; Fungi; Ascomycota; Sordariomycetes; Hypocreales; Nectriaceae. The record is from RefSeq and is a predicted model, not a curated record. The coding region runs from base 1 to 582 and encodes 193 amino acids. The transcript has a single exon.